Molecule: messenger RNA, 696 nt
Organism: Marasmius oreades (fairy-ring Marasmius)
Lineage: Eukaryota; Fungi; Basidiomycota; Agaricomycetes; Agaricales; Marasmiaceae
Exons: 3
Coding region: 1-696 (231 amino acids)
Source: RefSeq, a predicted model, not a curated record
AUGACGGUCUUUACGCGAUUGCUGAUAAUACCAGUAAUCCUCACCUCCAUUGUGUUAUCGGUGGAUGCACAAUCUUCAGGUUCCAAAGAAAACUGUGCAAGUAACGAAUUUUGGUACGCGGCAAAGGAGACAUGUCUUCCCUACGGAGGGCCUACAAAUGCCACCAUAACUUCCCCUCCCAAAAAUCGAUCCUGUCCGCCUUCCGGAUUCUAUUGGGCGAAAGGCCUCGGAUGCUGCGUGCCUACUCAGCCCAUAUCAAACACUCCGAACACUCCCCCUCCCCAGUGUGAAGUCGGCUCGCACUGGUAUCCCGCUUUGCAUGUGUGUUUGUCAUUCACACCGGAUCGUACCCGCACGUCAUCUCCAAGUUCCCACCCAUCCGGUGUACCAUCUAGCGUACCAUCAGGUUACCAUCGCUCGGAAACCCGACAUAAAAAACGGCGUAACCUCAGUCUUUGUCCCAAGGGCCUGGACGCAUGUCCCAUUCCUGGGGCGAUAGGGGGCGGGUACGAAUGUCUGAACUUUCUGGAAGAACUCGAAUCAUGUGGCGGAUGCGUUUCUCUGAAUCAAGGGCAAGAUUGUACUGCAAUCAAGGGAUCAUGGAGUGUCGGCUGUGAACAAGGGAGUUGCGUGGUAUACAACUGCGCUCCUGGCUACACCCGGUCCCCUGAUUUCACUGCUUGCAUUCUAACCUAA